Messenger RNA from Alternaria atra, 1590 nucleotides. RefSeq lists its product as uncharacterized. The record is from RefSeq and is a predicted model, not a curated record. Bases 1 to 1590 code for a protein of 529 amino acids. The transcript has a single exon. NCBI's taxonomy places the organism in Eukaryota, Fungi, Ascomycota, Dothideomycetes, Pleosporales, Pleosporaceae.
AUGCCUCGUCCACCACGCUCAAAAGUCGCGUCGCGCGUCGCGAAACCCACCAACCCGAAAGCUGCCCCCGCGGCCAAGCAGCCAGCGAAACCCAUCCCGGCGCAAACCAAAAAGCUUAGCAAAGCAACCAACAGCUUCAGCGAAGACAGCGAAGGCCUCGUCACAAAAUCUAGGACAACGCGUUCGAGUAGGAAAAUGCCAUGGGAGAAGACACCGGAAGUCCAUGACGAGGCAGAGCUCACCAUGACUGGUGCGCUACCGGCUGAAGAAGACAUACCCGCAUCAGCGGUGAAGGCCCGUACUCCUGCAUCAAACGCAUCAAAGCGGACGCGGGCCACGAGGAGCAGUGCAAGGAAGUCUGCUGCGCAUUCAUCACCUCUGGCUGCAGCGGCUCAAGCAAACGAAGAAUCGCAGAUGGAGGAAGAUAGCGGCUAUGGCGAUCUGACAUUCUCGUCUCUUGGUUCCGACUCCCCAGCCCACGGCACACGCCCACCAUCAGCCAUCAAGGUUGGCGCAACACCCGCACACGAAAGAUCAAUACUGGCCUUGAGCAAUUUCAGGCGAAGACCCCGGCAGCCAAGCUUGCUGCGCCAGGUGCAACAGACUACCGAUGUAGAGGACAACGACCAAGACGACCUAGACAACACCGACAACUUUGACUUUGACGACUUCCUUCCGCACGCUGAGUCAACACCCCUUAACGUGCGGAAACAGGCACCAGAAGAGGAGAUACGGAAUGAUAGCGGCACUCAGGUCUCAAGCUCCGGUUCUCGUGGCACGAAGCGCAAGUUCUCGUCUAUAGUCCAGGUGCCGCGCUCGUCACCACCGGCGAGUCCACAGUCUGGUGGGGAUGUCGAGUCUGAGCAGCCACCUUCCCCAAGCCUACCAGAAGUAGUGCCAUCACGCGAGCAAGUCGUCGAGCAAACACAAGAGGAUGAAGAGCCUAUGAGCGAAACACUUGCGCCUCCCAUGUCUAGUAGCCCGAUACGCGAAGUCUCAAAGCCGCCUCAAUCACCAGUGCAAACGCGCCUACGCCGAAGAGGUCGGCAAGCUAAGACGCCUGUUAUGGAUGAGGACUCGGAAGGCGAGGAAACAGAGACACCUGCGAGGGCCAAGCAGAGGGCCAAGAAGAAGGUAGAGCAAACUAUAUCCACUGCGCAACUCAAAGGUCUGCUACCGCGUCGACGCAAUCGCCUGCGGGAUCGGGACGAAUUUGACAUCGAGUCUUCUGAUGAUGUCGAGCUGGUGGACUCGGAUCAAGAUGAGUUACAGAUGCCAGCGCGUCGCGUUCGCCAGAGGCAGGGGACUGGAAAGACAGCAUCACCGAAGGCAACAAAAAAGGCAGCUCGCGCAAAUAAGAGCGCACCCGCUAAAGCAGCACACAAGUCGGGCAGAACAUACAGUCGCAGAAUCUCUUCGGACAAGGAAAACGAAACUGCGGGUCAGAACGAAGCAGACACUACUGAAGUGUCCGCAAUUGAGCAUUCAGAGAAGCUGGCUGCUAUCAGAAAGAAAUUUGAGGAAGUGGACGCUUUUGAACUAGAGUUUGAAGAGGUGGAUGUGACGACCAGCUCAAGUCCAUUCCGAUGA